This is a messenger RNA of Insectozyma verbasci, 1836 nucleotides long. NCBI's taxonomy places the organism in Eukaryota, Fungi, Ascomycota, Pichiomycetes, Serinales, Debaryomycetaceae. The record is from the annotation of a GenBank genome assembly.
AUGCCUUAUGGAAUUUUUACACUUUUAUAUAAUGCAAAUUAUUUAGCUGGUGCAUUAGUCUUGGGUUCGGUGGUCAAAAGAUUGAUAUCUACAUCAGAAGACAAUUCCAAUUACAAAUUAGGUAUAUUAAUAGAUAAAUCAAGGUUCACAAACCAUCAACUUAAUUUACUUUCCAAAUAUUAUGAAGAUUUAUAUGAUGUAAAUGUGUUAACGUCCACAAUUUCAAAUAAGUUAAAUCAUGAUUUGAAACGUCCUGAAUUAGAUAAAACAUUUACAAAGAUUCAAUUAUGGUCAUUAACAAGGUAUGAAAAGAUUUUAUAUCUUGAUUCGGACACAUUACCUAUCGUACCUACUACAAAUAAUCUCAGUUCAAUUUUAAAUUUAUUAUCAUUAGAUUUUCCCAAUUUUAAAAUUUUAGCAGCUCCAGAUUCCGGGUUUCCUGACAUUUUCAAUUCUGGAGUGUUUGUUUUAAAACCAAAUUUAAAUGACUAUUCAAAUCUAUUAAAUUUAGUCAAUGAAAGUGCCAUAAAUCCAAAUGUUUCAUUUGAUGGUGCUGAUCAAGGUUUACUAAAUCAAUAUUUUAAUCUGAAACCAGAUUGGGUAAAAACUGUGUUAAGUAAAGGCGAAUCAAUAAUAGAUCAAACUAGUGAUUCAGAUUCAAAUUGGAUUAAAAUUCCAUUUUUAUAUAAUGUUACACCUUCAGUAGCUUAUGAAUAUUUACCUGCAUUUAAACAUUUCCAACAUGGACCAGAAGGACCUAAACCAGAGGAAAAAGGGGCCCAAUUGGGACACCAUGGUGGUGAGCAGCCAGCUUAUGAUCAAGAAGUCAUUCAAUCCACUUUUGAAACUUUAACUCGUUAUAAUACAACUGCUUUGAAUUAUUACGACACUGAUCAAAUUAAGUUAUUACAUUUCAUUGGUCCAUAUAAACCUUGGACUUCAAUUACUAAAAUUUCUGGUAUUCAUAAAGAUUGGUGGCAAGCUUGGAUAAAUGAAUUUGGAGCAACAUCGAUCCUUGAUGUGUUAUAUCCUGAUGAAGAAGAAGAGAAAACAAUAGAAGUGCCUGCAUUGAAACCAUUAGAAUCUGGAAAAGAAAAACAGAAAGAAGAAGAAGCUCCAGAAUCCGAAGUUGAAGUAGAUGAACAAACUAAAUUACUUGAUCCUUCAAAUUAUCAAAAAUUUAAAGAUUCAAUUAAACCUACUCUUGAUACAAUGUGGGAUCCAACAAAAGAAGCACCACCAAAACAUGAAAAUAAAGAGAAAAUACAUACUGGUUACUAUGAUAAUAGGGAUUUUAUUAAUCAAUGGGACCAACAAAAACAAGAAGAGGCAAAACCAGAACGUAAAGAACCUGGAAGUGUUGAAGGAGUCGUUGCUCCGGGCCAUAUUCCACCAGUAAUACCUAAAGAGCAACCAGAAUUAUAUGGUCAUAAAUAUGUUGAGCCUGAAAGAGUUUUCGAUACAAGUAAUGAUUAUACUCCAACUCAUAUUCUACACCAGUUUAAUAAGAUAGACAUAUCUGAAGAGAUCAAAGAUGGUGAAGAAAACAACGAUAGUGAACUACAAGCUGAAAACUUGGCUGCUAAUGUAUCUGAUUACAAUGAAAAUUUGGAAACUAUGGAAAAAACAGGUAUGAUUGAAGAAACUGCAUUUGAAGAAGUCUAUGAUGAAAAUUUGGAAGGAAUAGAAGUAGAAGAGCAACAGGAUCAUAUUGAUUAUGACGCAUCUGAAGAGGAAGAGGAAAAUGAAGAUGAAGAUGAUGAAAGUCAAGCUCCUGCUUUAUUUCCAUGGGAAUUUAAAAGAGACAGUCAAACACCAGAAAGGGUAUUCAAAUAA